This is a messenger RNA of Mandrillus leucophaeus (drill), 821 nucleotides long. RefSeq lists its product as uncharacterized. The transcript has a single exon. The coding region runs from base 246 to 632 and encodes 128 amino acids. Lineage: Eukaryota; Metazoa; Chordata; Mammalia; Primates; Cercopithecidae. The record is from RefSeq and is a predicted model, not a curated record.
AGCUGCCCUAGCCCAAGACGCGCGCAUCCCCGCAGCCUCAGAUUCCUUCAUCACCCCCUAGGCCGGAGCCGGCGCGACCAAUAAGGUGCCAGGUCCGCGGCCUCCCCGCCACCGACCAAUCACGAGCGAGCCCCCCCGCCGUCGCCUUCCGCCAAUGGGAGAAAGCCCGCGGGCCGGGCCGACGAGGCACACGGACCACACGAGCGCGGCGGCGGCGACAGCGGCGGGCCAGGCAAGAGCACAACAUGGCGGCGAGCAGGCCGGACCGAGCUACAGCAGCGGCCGCGCGAGGAAGUGAGGUCUCUGGCGAAGGCGGGAAGCGCUGCCCCUCCCCCCGUCGCCGCUCCCCUAUCACCCUCGCACAGAACCUCCCGCACACUCACACGCCUCUGCUCAGGAGUCCAGGAAGAGUAGGAGCCGCCCCCGCGCUCCUUCGGAGUCGGGCAAUGCAGAGGCCCAGGCACGGCGGAGGGGAGGGGGAAGCGUGCGUCACGGAGAACGGAGCGCGCGCGACGCGGGGGCACAAGCAAGAUGGCGGCCACGCCGUUUGCACCGUCUCCGCUUUUCCCCUCCCCCUCCCCUGGCGCCUGGACUCCCAGUAUCGUGCAGCGCGCAGAAGCGCUGCUGUUUGAGGUCUCGCGAGAAUUGGGAAGGGGCGACGACAGAGUGAAGCGGAAUGAGAGCUGGGAGUUUUAACACCGCCCUCUUUCGGAAGCUCGAGAUCUCAGAGUUUUGACCCCGCCCCCUUUCGGGGAUCUGGAGGCGCUGCCAGGUGACCUCCACCACGCUUCCCACCCUUGUGGAUCUGUCUUUGGUGCGAG